CCUCGGGGUGUGUUACCUGUCCCGGGCCUUGUGGGAGAAAACAAAAAAACACGUCUUAAGCCACAGUCACAAUGCCAUCUCUGGCGUAGGAUACUCCAAGAGUGACACAAGAGUAUUUUCUCCUUUUCAAACCCGCACGGUACUAAAUAUUAAUAAGGUGCAGACGGGGACAGGUUACCUCACAGAGGGCUGCUGCGGACCGGUUUAUUAUUCCCGAGACGACCGAGAAGGCAGGAGAAACGCUAGUCAUGUCUGAGAGCCCCGAGGAGCAGCAGAGCACUGGGGUCUUGGGUCGUAUUGGUAGCUGGUUCUCUCCAUGGAAGGGAAAGGGUCCGAAGAGUCCCACUGAAAAUGCCUCCCCGACUAGCGAUCAGGCUCCUAAGUCAGAGGGAGAACAAGAGAGUGAGGAAUCUGUGAGACUCCGGGCAAGGACACAUGAGUGGGAGGAGGAGAAGGACCAGAGCUCCAAUCCCAAUCCACUCCGUCUCUCCAGAGACAUUUCCCCCCGUGAAGAGGGGGACGCCACCCAGUCUGCCCGCAGAAACGGCUCUGUUGCGAGCAGCACUGAAACAGCAGGAGGAGAUCCAAAGAAGGAGGAGUUUGUGGACUGCAGGAAGAAGAGAGUCAGGCAGGGAAAGGAGAGGGAGGAGAGCAGCGACGGUACUUCAGCGAGUGGGAACCCUGAGACGAAUGCCAGUCAUCUGACACAUCUCUCUUCCUCUUCUAAGCAGGGAGUGGUAUCGGAAUCUGACCAGGCCCAGGCUCCGCCUCAAGCCAAGAGACAAGCACAGGCAGGCAGGAGGCUCCACGUGUACCUGGAGGAGACCAGUGUGAUUCAAUUCGACCAGGACACCUGUACUAGAAAGGAAGUUGUCGAAGUCACAAAAAAGGACCUACAGGUCUUCACCAAAGUAAAGUCAUCGCCAAGUUCUGAUUUGAGCUCAGGUUCAACAAGUGCAGAGAACAAAAGGACAAAUGUGAGGCCUUCUGUUGGGGCACAGAGUUAUUACAGUGCCCUGGUGGGGGUGUCACUGAAAUCACCCAAAGAGUCAAAGUCAGAGUCUGAACCUGAAGAACAAACAGAGGCUGACAGCAUGGGACGUAAAAACGCAGCCAGAAGGAAAAUCAGGAAGAACUCUCAGGGAGAUGAAGGGAACAGCCCCCAGGAAAAAAUGCCUCCCAUCACCCAACCUGUCCCAGAGGGAAUCCCUGCACCAGAUAACUCAGUGACCGAUCCUCAGGGCAAAAGUCCAAAGACUCACAUGGGAGAGCGACCUGUUGGCUCCUCCUCCGAGCACAACCCCACCUCUCAGGCUUCACCUGAAGGAGCGGAGGAUAAGACUUCCUGCCCUGAUUCAGCCAAGCUGUUGGACAACGUCCAGGAUUCAAACUCAGUCAACGCAGCCACUCCGGCAUGUGUGGUUGAUGGGAGAGCAAACAUGGAGGACGACGACAGUCUUUACAGAGUAGAACGGAAGACGGAGACACCCGAGUCCAAACGCAGGAGUUUGAAGGUUUCUCGAAGUGAGGUGAAGCUUUUUACAAAGAAUGUGCCUUUGAAUCCAAAGCAAAGUCCAGCGGCAGACACCCAGGAAUUAAAAGCAGCGGUAGAGAAUAAUAAAGAUGAAGCAAAGGAUAAGCCCAAAACAGAGAUCGAUGCCAGACAACACAAGCUGAAGAACAUUGAUGAGGAGCCUAAGCCAGUCGUUGGCCGCAUUGCAGAUAGAAUCAGCCUCUUUGAGCGCCCGGCGGCCGUUGCCAACCAGCGGACCUUCCAAAGUCCAAGGAGUGCUGAUGUUUCUCCAGUCAGGAAAACCACGGAACAGCCGAAAGCAGAUUCAGCAUUGUCAGAAAAAAGGCCAAGAUCAGCCGAACGUGGCGGCACAGCCAGGUCAAGCUCUGCAUCACCUGUGGAUGAGAAGCCGAUGACCAUCAAGGAGCGUGCGAAGAACUUCACAGAAGCAUCUGAAACACAGGAAAAGCCAGCGCUGCCUCAUAAGCCAGACAUGGCAAGAAUGUCUCGAAAAGCCUCUGCGUCUGUUGCAGUUGCUGCGUCAAAGUCACCAGAACUAGACAAUCAGGGUAAACUGGAUACUGAAAAGCAAAUACAGCAAGCAAAGUCAGAGAUAACAUUAAAACCAGAUGGACAAGAUACCACCGCUGUGGGGGUAAAGACUACAACGACUAAAGGACAGUCAACAGACUCCAAAACAAACGACACAGUGGCCAUGAAAACAGCCGAUCAGGGUAUGAAACCUAACAGUGUUGAAACAAAUACCCCAGCUAAAGAUACGGGUGGUUCUACAGAACUGACCAAUAGCAGUAGCCCACAGUCCAAAGGCCCUAGCAGAACAGGCUCCCGCUCUAAAAAAAAAAAAAAAGGUAGGGACCCAACCAGUUCCAUCAGCCCAAAUAGUGAAGAUAAACCGGAUCGCUCCACAAGUAAGCCAGAGCUCGCUACUAUAGGAAAACAGAAUGAACAGUUGGAGUCGUCAGUGAUAAAGGAGGAUAUUGACAAAUCUGUGAACAGACAGGAGGGAAUGGCUGAACCAUCUGUCAACAAAGAUGAACCCGAUACUGCUGCUUGCAGCAGUGGAACCAAGAUGCCUAUUGACAAGGAUCCCAUUAUUUUACCCCAAAAGGAGAAACAGGCAGGGGAACACAGCCUCUUAUUCACACAGAGGAGAGAAAAGGCCUCCAAGGACAGCGAGAAAACUUCAGCCUCCUCCCCCUCACCGGCGAUUGAACGACCUAUUGAGAAGACUGGUUCAAUGGAGCAAGAGACACCUGUUGAACACUUAAAAAUAGUUAAAGAAUUGCCAGUGCAGUCUGAAUCUACCGAGCCAAAUAAAAAAGUAACAGGGCAAAUACCGAAACGCCCAAACAAGGACAUGGAACUAAUAAAGCAGGCUGAGAUUAAAGAUGGGGGCAAAUUGGAAAAGGUGGAGGGCGAAAAAACAAUUCAGACUGAGAAGAAAAACAAAGACAAAGCACAGCAGCUCCUGCGUUCAGAUAAAAAGGCCAAGGUUUCAGAAAGCAAACGAGGUGUCUCAGAGACAGAGGGGAGUACUGUGAGGGAUGAUGAAAGAAAAAAUGCUGAAAGAAAGGAUGAGACGCAGCCGGCUAAAGUUCUAACAAAACCAGAAACAACCCAACCAGAACCAGCCCCUCCGUCCUCAGAAGGGAGCGGUGCAUCAUCAGCCCCGCCUGUUAAAAAACAAGGUGUCGCACAAAAAAAGACUACACAUCCAGAGAAAGCUGCUGCUUGUGCCGUUACCCCAACUAAUGAGGCUGUUAGUGUGACCAAGACUGCGAAAGGCCCGUCAAAAGGAGAAGAGGCAACAACUGAGCCUUCAGAGUUGAAAACAAAGUCUACAGAAAGCACUGGAACGGAGCCAGAGCCAGUGGUGGUAGCAACAGAACCACAGGCUCAUUCUGUAUCCGUGGAAAAAACGGAGAAUUCACCAGAUGACUCAUGUGCACAUGGAGCUAAUGAUGCUCAAUUCUCCAGCUCAGAGUCAAUUACCAAAGCAACCAAAGCAGCUGCCGAAGCGACUGUCAAAGCCGCUGCCGGUACUCCAGCCCUGAUAGCUGCACAGACUGAUAAUAUAUCAGAGAAUGAAUCUUCUGAUAAAAAGUCUUUGCCUUUGUCUGUCUCUAAAUCUUUGAGCAGCGAUGUAGCAAAGCAGGAUGAUGGGGGGAAAAGUUCAACUGGCAAAUCAGGGCAAUCAGAAGUCUCAGGAGGUAUAAUGAAACUAGCUCCUAAACCCCAACAGUGUGAGGAAUCAAAAAAUACGGAGAAUUCAAGUGAUGUCACUUCACUCAAGAGCGCAAAGAAAAUAACGCAGAGCCCCUCUGAUGGCGCCGUUUGUAGCUCAACAGUAAAUGUUGUGGAGAAGACAGCUGAGAAUACAUUCCAUUCACUAAUGAAUGAACCUUCACCUGUUGCUAAUGGUGAUAUAUCCCCACAUUCACAACUCCACACAGUCAAAAAGGAACCGGUCAAGAACAAACCAAGUCAAACUCCAGAAGCAACCACUUCCUUACAUGCUAAUAAGCCGAUCCAAGGCACAGCCCAGCGUUCAACCAUGAAGAAGCUCCAUUUCCCACAGGGACGAAGCAAAGACGAUUCUGCCACCGGGCAAGAUGCUCCUUCCAGUUGGCUGGAUGUGGACUUUCCCAGGAGGAAGCUCAAAGUCUCGGAGCCCAAACUGAGCUCUUCUGGAAGUGAGAGCAAUAUUCUGGACACUCCUGAGCUGGAUGACAAUGAUUUCAUUGAGAAAAUCAAGAAGCUUUGUGCACCGUUCUCCCUCCCGCCACGUAAACACAACCAACUCCGGCCACCUCAGCCACCGUUUGCCAUGCCCGCCAUCAGAGAGGCCCGCUUUGAGAAGACCUUUGACCCCGAUGAGUUUAAGUUUGGCUUGAGUAAGAAGAAUCAGUUCAAUGUAGACACAACCGCGGGCCUCUUAGCCUCCAAGCAAAAGAACAAGGAGACAAAAUCCAGCCCGAAGCCUGCCAGGGCUAGUUUGGCAGACAGGAGCAUGCUGCUCAGUAUACUGGACACUCACUCUCGCCUCAGGGACAGCACCCCUGUCAAAGACGAGGAGGACGUCAAGGAAGAGAAAGACGACCAGAUUAAAGUAAAGUCUCGCUUGGAGGGGAGCUGUGUCCUCAGCAGCCUCACCUCCUCCAUCUUCAGAGGGAAGAGGAAUGGAGAUCAAAAGCAGGCCGAAGGAACCCACUCUGGGGAUGUGUCACCUAGCGAAGCCCCAAAGCUAAGCCCUCCAUGUGUAUCCCAGCCACCCCCGCCAAGCCCAACUGCCACAGCUCCACUCAAAGAAACAACGGCCCUGGGCAGCAGAGAGGAAGCCCAGGCUGCCGAGGCUGCGGUCAGUGACUCAGUGCCUCCAUUUCCCUCCUUUAACGACAUCAAGCUGCCGGACUAUUUGGAGAAGUACCUCCCUCGAGAGCCAGCGAAACUAGAGCACAGCAUACAAGGACAGGAGCAAGUCAGAACUGAGGUUAUUGGAAAAAUGUCAGCUCCAGCCUCUGGAGGUGAAGCAGACCUGGCUGUGAAACCAGGUCGUGUGCUUCCUGAAGCUGUGCCUCCAUGUUUUCCUGAGAUCACUCCAGUCACACAUCCUACACUCCCUGAGCUAAAACAGCCUCCGGCUCUGCCACAGGCAAUACUUAGAAAUAAUAUAAGAACUGUCAAGGGAUUCCACAAGCGCCCUGGAAAGAUGGUGUUGUUUGAAAAACCUCAGUUCAGUGGCCAGGCGCAUGAGAUUUACAGGGAUGUAGCAGAUGCUACUUCUCUGCAGCUCUCACCUCUCAUAUCUGUGAACGUUGUUAGAGGAUGCUGGGUGCUCUACGAGAAACCCGACUUCCAGGGGCGCUGCAUCGCCUUGGAGGAGGGAGGCAUUGAAUUGACAAAUAUAUGGUCAGAGCCAGGACCAGAGGCAGAACCACAGAACAACCCACCAAUGCUAAUUGGCUCAAUUCGACACGCCGUCUGGGAUUACAGCCUGCCCCAUAUUGAUCUGUUUACUGAACCGGAGGGCCACGGCAGAGUAACACCUUAUCAUGACGAAACCGUAGAGACGGGCUCGUUUAGCAUCCCGCUGAGCACUGCUUCCAUCCAAGUGCACUCUGGGGUGUGGCUGGUGUUCAGUGACCCCGGGUUCCAAGGCAUGAUAGCUGUUCUGGAGACAGGAGAGUACCCUUUCCCUGAGACCUGGGGCUUCCCAUCACCCUUUGUUGGAUCUCUUAAACCACUUAAAAUGGGUGGUUUCAAAGUGGAGAAUCCCCAUGAAGUCAAGGCGGUGGUGUAUGAAAAGCCUGGCCUUGAGGGCUCCUGUUUGGAAAUCGACAGUGACGUUUUCAGCUUUUGUGAAAGUGAAGGAGACAUCGCUAUUGAUGGAGCAAACCUAGACUCGACAAUACUGAAGUCUGUGGGUUCUUUAAGGAUCAUUGGAGGACUCUGGGUGGGCUACAGCGAGCCUGGGUUUGAGGGCCAGCAGUACAUCCUGGAGGAAGGAGAGUACCUGGACUGCAGCGACUGGGGAGGCUCAGACCGGCUCGGGUCACUGCGACCAAUACCGGCUGAUUUCAUGUCUCCACACCUCAAAAUGUUUAGCGACAAACAUUUCGGUGAGCUGGGAGUCAACAUUGACCUCACAGUGCCUGUUAUUGACAUGGAUGGCACGGGCUAUGGCGUGAAGACACAGUCGAUUGAUGUCAUCAGUGGCGUCUGGGUUGUGUUUGAAGAGCCGGGUUUUUGUGGCGAGUGCUACCUUCUGGAGAAAGGCCUGUAUGGAAGCCCAGAGGACUGGGGAUCAGCACAGCCCAGAGUUGCCUCAGCAAUGCCUGUCGUGUUGGACAAUUUUGAGAAUGCAGCCAAGUUUAAGGUGCAGCUUUUCUCUGAUCCAGGUUUUCAAGGCUCUGUUAUCCCUCUGGAGGACAGUGUGGCCUCCCUGCAGGACGGCGUCUCUGUGGCCUCAUGCAAGGUUCUGGCUGGAAGCUGGCUGGCAUUUGAAGGCCAAAACUUCACUGGCAGGAUGUACGUGUUAGAAGUGGGGAGCUACCCAGACCUGAGAGCAAUGGGCUGUGUCAAUGCGAGUUCCUCCAUCCUGUCGCUACAGACUGUUGGCUUUGAGUUCUCACUGCCAUCCAUCACUCUGUUUGAGCGGUGCGGUCUGUGGGGUAAGAGGGUGGUUCUGACAGAUGGAUCAGUCAACCUUCAGCUGGCUGGAGGCUGCAGCAGAGUCCAAUCAGUGCUAGUGGAGGGAGGCAUGUGGGUUUUAUACGAGGGAAUGAACUAUCGGGGUCCUCAGAUUCUGCUGAAACCUGGUGAGGUGCCAGACUGGCGCAAGUUCAGCAGCUGGCAGAAAAUUGGAUCCCUCCGCCCUCUUAUACAGAAGCGAGUGCACUUCCGUUUAAGGAACAGAAAGACGGGGCUCAUGAUGACGGUGACCGGCGAUUUGGAUGAUGUCAAACUAAUGCGGGUUCAAGAAACAGAGGAGACUGAUGGCUUCGAACAGAUCUGGUUCUACCAGGAUGGACAUCUCCACUGCAAGCUGGUGGAGGAGUGCUGCCUGAGUCCCAGUAUUAGCGUGGUGAUGGCAGGAAGCCGCGUAGGUCUCUCCCCAGAGCCGGACAACCAAGACCACCUCUGGAGCGUCACCCCUGAGGGAUUUAUCCGCUACAGCCCCACCUCUGAUCUGGUCCUGGACGUCAAAGGGGGAACUCAAUACGACAAAAAACAAGUGAUUCUUAAAAACCUUGAUCCAAGUAGUCUACAACAACAGUGGGAUGUGGAGAUUAUAUGAAAACAC
Anoplopoma fimbria (sablefish) is the source of this 7337-nucleotide messenger RNA. RefSeq names its product beta/gamma crystallin domain-containing protein 1-like. The record is from RefSeq and is a predicted model, not a curated record. The coding region runs from base 249 to 7331 and encodes 2360 amino acids. Lineage: Eukaryota; Metazoa; Chordata; Actinopteri; Perciformes; Anoplopomatidae. The transcript is spliced from 22 exons.